UUUCUCCCUCGCCUAGGCCGUUCCCGUUCGUCGUGGUGUACCUCUCUCCCAUGUUUCUGUGGCGUAGGUACCAGGAGGGAAACGCGCUCCGUGCUGACUCCUGCCUAUCGAUCCAGCCCGUAGUGCCGUAUCUUCCCCCCUUCCCUCCUUCUCGAUUUGUUUUUAUUGUUAUUAUUCUCGUUGUUUAUUCUCUUUUGUGUCCCUCUCGCUGUCCCUACCGUCCCUUUCUCACCCAGCCAGAGAGAGUGAGAGAGAGCCUACCGAAUCCACGCUGUCUAACCACCCCCGAAAAUUUUCGACACGCACUCCUUGUCACCACAAAGGCUCACCCCUCCAAUACAGGUUUACUUCCUACCCCCAUCAACCAGCGCGCUCUCUCGUCGGUACAUCGCGGUCGGAGAAGGAGGGGACUUCUGGGUUUUAGAGACAAGGCGGCUAAGCUUCACCAAGUCGUCCAGCAUAUCCGGCCAUGGGUAAGUCCGCACCACUCCCCCUACCUACCUACCGACCUACCUACCUGCCUGCCUGCCUGCCACCACCGUCGCGCUGCUACUUCGCCGGCGAUAACCUCCUCCUCCUCUCCUGUCCCCGUCCCGGCCCGCGACGUCUCUUUUUCUUUCCAUCUCUCUCUCUCUCUCUCUCUAUCUCUCUCUCUAUCUAUCUCUAUCUCUCUUUUUCUCUAUCCUCGUCUCUCUACCCUCGUCGGUCCUGCUUGCUCUGCCCAAAGGUGGCCGGCCGGCCUGCCCGACUGCGCGCCUACAUCCGCGACUCUCCGUCUGCGUUGCCUCGUCCGUCGCCCGCUGCCGUCGCCCGCCCUUCUCUUCCACUCUCUAUACCUACUAAACCUAUCCACUUCCCGCGCUACGUGCCUAUGUGUAUCCCACCUCGUACAUGCGUGCGUACAUGCGUACAUGCGUACAUACGUACAUGCUACCUACACGACGCAUCCGUGCCCACGUACAUGCGUGCGUACAUAUCUCCUACAUGGCCUACCUGCUCCUGCGCUCGCAUGCGCACCCGGCUGCCAAAUCAGAUCUUUGUCCUGGCUACCUGUUCACGGUGUGCCCUUCCCACCAAUCCCCGUGUAGAGGCCUAAAACAAAUGCCUCUGCGACGUGUAACAACUCUCACCCCCCUCCUCGAGUCUACUUACUCGAUACCUCUUGUCCUGUGUUAUUUGCCUACGGGCUGACUUACCUCCUUGGUCUUCGUAACCGCCCGUUGCCCGUCUCGUUGCCGU
Durotheca rogersii is the source of this 1239-nucleotide messenger RNA. RefSeq lists its product as uncharacterized. The record is from RefSeq and is a predicted model, not a curated record. The transcript has a single exon. Bases 51 to 1088 code for a protein of 345 amino acids. Lineage: Eukaryota; Fungi; Ascomycota; Sordariomycetes; Xylariales; Xylariaceae.